Messenger RNA from Episyrphus balteatus (marmalade hoverfly), 1807 nucleotides. RefSeq lists its product as uncharacterized. The coding region runs from base 763 to 1392 and encodes 209 amino acids. The record is from RefSeq and is a predicted model, not a curated record. The transcript is spliced from 4 exons. NCBI's taxonomy places the organism in Eukaryota, Metazoa, Arthropoda, Insecta, Diptera, Syrphidae.
GACGAAGGAGAGCACAUCAGGCAAGGCACACGGUUAGGAAUAAUAUACAUUCUCGCGUAUACCUAUACCAGAGAAAUCUGCUUAAAGCCAUCAACAGCAGCAGCAGCAAUAGCAACAGCAGUCCCCAAACGAGGGACGAUGGUAUCUUCUGUGCUGUGUGUAAUGGCAUUCCAGAACAUCCUUGUUAACUAAACCAGAGAGUGGUUUAACUAAACUUAUAUAGGAGCGGGUACCCAAUAUAACUUAGAUGCUUUCAAAUGAAGCAAGUUGAUAAAUUUUCGUUUCAAAUUCGUUUGUAGUUGUUUUGUGAAAUAAGACUAAAGCCACAAGAAAGUUUAAAUACUAAUUACAACUAUUUCUAAAAAAAAAAAUUAAGUGAGAGUGAUUGUGCAUAAAAAAAAGGAAACAAAAAAAAAAAAACAACAGCGUAACCACCGAUUAAACACCCCAACCAACACAACAAAUCAAUUUUCUCGCAAUUUAACUUUUAUCACCAUCUCUGUAAUUGAAUUUCGCGCUAACCUGCUUACGAGUUUUAUGCUUCACACGCUCCCAGUAUCUACUAUAGGAUGAGUGUGUGGAAAAAUUCAGGACGUGUGUUUUUGUUUUUCGCGGGGUAAAAUCAUAACCAGACAUUUAUAGUUAAAGAGAAAAAAAUCAAACGGAAAUUAGGAUAUAAACGAGCAGGAGUACAAUCAUAAGGACAAUCGAUUUGAUUAUUAAAAAAUAAAAAAAAAAAAAUAAAACAAAACAAAUACAAACAUGCGACGAGCUUCAUUUACUCCAGUUUUUAAUCUAAGCGCACAAGAGCCACUUAUUGUGGUUGAGGAGACUAAUGUAGCCGACGACGAUGAUGCUGAUUCAGCAGAGCAAAGAAAAAAAUCAACCAGCGAUGAUAACAACUCGGACUCGGAUUCGCCGGUCAAUCCGUUUCUCUUGUGUCCCUUUCCGGAUAUGCAACAAAGGCGAAAACAUUCAUUGCCAUCUUUACAAAUAACAGAAGGGAUAACAGCUAGUCAGGUGCGUCGUUUAUCAGAAGCUGGGGGCGAAAACAACACCCUAAGUUGCAAGGAAGUCGAGUUUUUAGCAACAUUGUCACAAAAACAGAAUCCGGCUGCUGGCGGUCGUAGGCAUUCAGUUGUGACAAUUUCAGCUUGUGCUCCCUUGUUUGGUAGAAGCAGAAGGGAGUCCAUUUCCGGAGCACCAAUUUCAUUAAGUCGACGCGGUAGUGGAUUCCAGGGUCCCCCGUUGACAGACCAUCGUGGUAGUAUACAUAACCUUCAGCUGGAUAUCAUGGAUGGCAUUGUGCAGACCCGUAAAACUCGCUCUGGAAGCGGUGUGUGGGCAGCAGUGCCUGAAGCUGAAAGCAAUGUUCCAGUCGAGACGACAUAAGAUUAAACGUGAGGGGAAUCAGCCACCAAAACUAAAAUUAAAUAACAAAAAAAAAAAAAAGAAACAAAAAAAAAAUUUGCAUCAAACAAUCGUUCGGAAUUUAGCGGAUAAGUACUGAAAGGAUUUAAAAUGGAUUAACAUUGUGACGGAAAAUUUUUGAACAUUAUACAUUUUUAUAUAUAAAAAAUAUAUAUAUUUAAGUGUUUAAGGUUAACAAGAUAUAAUUACUUAAAUCAGGAAUUGAUAAAUCAUUUAAAUAACAUUAUAUUAAUAAAAAAAAAAACAAAAACACAAAAAAAAAAAAACAUUAAAAUAUUGACGUCAUUUUUUUAUUGAUAAAAAUACUAUGCAAAACAUUGUAACUACAUUGACUUGAUAUAAAACAAUAAUAAAUAAUAAAUAAUAAAAUAAAAAA